This is a messenger RNA of Ixodes scapularis (black-legged tick), 993 nucleotides long. Its product is annotated as beta-1,3-galactosyltransferase 5-like. Gene Ontology annotation, cellular component: membrane. NCBI's taxonomy places the organism in Eukaryota, Metazoa, Arthropoda, Arachnida, Ixodida, Ixodidae. Gene Ontology annotation, molecular function: hexosyltransferase activity. The transcript has a single exon. The record is from RefSeq and is a predicted model, not a curated record. The coding region runs from base 1 to 993 and encodes 330 amino acids.
AUGCGGAAUCGCAUACUCUAUUAUCUCAGCUUAAGUGCAGUAAUUAUUACGGCACUAAUCCUACUUUGUGUUAAUAUUCCGUUCCUACAAAAGAAAGAUAGUUCUGAAGAUGUUAAAAGUGCUGAGUUGAGCUCCCGCAGUCAGAGAGAUAGAAACAAGCAAGACAAGCCGCAAGACAACCGUAAAAGUCAAGAAACUGAGGAUUACAUUCUUCACCCAGCCAAUUUAUGCUUGAGAGGAAAUUCCCAGCUUCAGCUUGACUACUUAGUUUUGAUCUUCUCUGCUCCCAAUGACUUUGACCAGAGGAACGCCAUUCGGGAAACUUGGGCUUCUGAGCUGAAGGAACGGUCGAACAGCCGUGUGGCGUUCCUCCUAGCGAGGACCAAAGAUGAUAGGGUGCAGCGCGCCAUUGAGAGUGAGUCGUACCUGCAUGCCGACAUCGUCCAGGGGACACACAUCGACCACUACAAAAAUCAAACUCUCAAGAUGAAGAUGAUGAUGAAGUGGGCCCUGCAAUACUGUCCCAAUAUAUCUUUCCUCUUCAAGUGCGACGAUGAUACGUUCGUAAACGUUGGAAACCUUCUGAACGCAAUGAAGGACAAGCGUACCGAUGCGAUCUAUGGUGAUUUAUAUAUAAAUGAGAGGCCUCAUAGAGAUCCGUCCUCGAAGUAUUACGUGUCGGAGAAGGAUUACAACGGAAUCACAUUUCCGCCCUUUGUAACUGGAACCCUGUACAUGCUGGGCGGAAGCAUCCUCCGCCGUCUCUACGAAGCUUCGGAAGUGGCGACGUUCGUCUGGUUAGAAGAUGUGUUUCUCACCGGAUUUGUCGCCCAAAAAGCAGGAGUGGAUCUUAUCGAUGAAACAGCGAUUACAAGCGUCGACAUGAAGUCUGCGUGUGGUGUGCUCUCAAGACUCAACGCUCCGUCCAUGACCCCAAAAAUGAUGAGACUGUUUUGGUAUCAAAUACAUUCUACUAUAAUGAAAUGUGCGUGA